GGCGAGGACUCGUCGGAGAGUGAGGGCGAGACAGAGCCAGCCAAAUCCUUCCAUCGGCGGCUGUCGACCAACCGCGAUAUAAAGUGCUCGGCAUCCAUCAAGGAAGGAUAUUUGUUGAAACAGACCUGGUCAUUUCAGAGAUGGAGAAGAAGGUAUUUCAAAUUGAAAGGACGCAAAUUAUACUACGCCAAAGAUACAAAGGGAAAUUGUGGAAACAAGUCAAACGGAAAAUUUGUGGUGAAUAUAAACAGAGAUGUCUUGUAAAAGCAACAAUGCUGAGAGAGUUACCACGUAAACCCCCCUAUCAACUACAUGUACGGGGUGGCUUGUUGAAUACACUUUUCCACGGUUUGGCGGCUGUGAUUUUCGAUGAAAUCGAACUCACCGACCUGUGCCUAGCUGAGUGUUCAACCAAAAACGUCAAUCACAGUUUUCAGGUGAUCACCCCGUUCAGAUCCCUGGUGCUGUGCGCCGAGUCUCGCCGCGAGAUGGAGGACUGGCUCGGCGCCCUCACUGCCGCCUCCCAGCGCCGCUUCCACGAACCCGACCAGCCAGACUGCCUUUCCGGAUACCAUCAUUGGUACGCCACCUCCCAUGCACGCCCAACUUACUGCAACGUCUGCAGAGAGGCCCUCAGUGGCGUCACCAGCCACGGCCUCUCCUGCGAGGUGUGCAAAUGCAAAGUUCACAAAAGAUGUGCAGCUAAGGCCAUCAACAACUGCAAAUGGACGACUCUGUCUUCGGUCGGGAAGGACAUCGUCGAAGACUCCGACGGGAAUAUUACAAUGCCGCAUCAGUGGAUGGAAGGAAAUUUGCCAGUUUCUGCGAAAUGUGCUGUUUGUGAUAAAACUUGUGGUUCAGUACUUAGGCUUCAAGACUGGCGGUGUUUGUGGUGUCGAGCGACGGUCCACACCCAAUGCAGACCCAAUUUAUCUCCCUCGUGCCCUCUGGGUCCUGCCAGGGUGAGUGUGGUGCCUCCGACGGCCCUGCAUUCCAUCCAGGACGAGGCCUGGGAAGCCGUGAGACCGCAAGCCUCCUCUCCGCUGCUCGUAUUUGUGAAUUCCAAAUCAGGUGAUAACCAGGGGGUGAAGUUUCUGCGAAGGUUCAAACAGUUACUCAAUCCUGCACAAGUAUUCGAUCUCAUUUCUACGGGACCCAGGCUAGGUUUAAGACUGUUUCGACACUUCGACCCAUUCCGUAUUUUAGUGUGUAGUGGAGAUGGAUCUGUGGGAUGGGUGCUCUCGGAAAUCGACAAGCUUGACAUGCACAAACAGUGCCAAGUGGCAGUGCUUCCUUUGGGCACUGGCAACGACCUAGCUCGCGUGUUAGGCUGGGGCUCAUCCUGCGAUGAUGACACCCACUUGCCACAGCUGCUGGAGAAGUACGAAAAAGCUGGAACAAAAAUGUUGGACCGUUGGUCGAUAAUGGCCUUUGAACGUACGAUAGCAAUGCCUAAACUAUCUUUAACCCCUGGUCAACCCGACGGUCAAUUACACAACCAGAUCACUCAAUAUGAAGAUUCUUUAGUUACGCAUUUACAAAAUAUUCUUCAGUCGGACGAAACGUCAGUAAUUUUAAAUUCGGCGAAGCGGCUAUGCGAAACUGUCAAAGAAUUCGCGACGCAAGUCUCGGAAAGUUCGAUAACUAGAGGUGAUGAGCAGUUAGGGAAAAAGUGUGAUAUUUUACAACAGAAGUUAGAUUUAUUAUUAGCUACGUUAACCAGCGAACAAUUAGAUGCGGCAAAUUUAGAGGAUGCCAAAACGAAACAAGAAGAUACAGAUAGCGAAGUAUCUUUUGAUAGGGGCAAAACGGAGAAAUCGGAGAAAGAUUUGAGCAAUUUCAAUUUUCGUAAACAUAGACGGACCUCGAGGUUUAUGGAGCGCGAGAAGGACGCUUUGAUGCUGAGGGCGAAUAGUCUAAAAAGGGCUAUCAGAAAUUUGGUUGAGCACACUGAGCAAGUGGUAGACGAACAGAACAGACAAGAGUCUUCGAGUAUACCCACGGUCAAGAUCUCCCUCAGUACGGACUUGGAUAAGGAGGAACUUGAACCCCCAAAAGUAGAUUCUCUGAAGCUACCGACUAUAGAAUCUGGAUCUAGUACCGACGUUAGUUCGUGCCCGUCACCGACGAGUUCUAUUUUGACAGCAAGGUUAGCUAACAUAUCACCGAUGCCUGAUGUAAGAAGGGAUUCGACUAUCGAAGAUCCAGACCUACUGACGACUUUGCCUGUGCCACCAGAUUUCGCUGACAGUAGAAGGUCUAGCCAUGUUCAACCCAGUGCUGAGGCGGACGCUGCUACGGAAAAGAUCUUACGCGACACUUGCUCAACCCUAAUGUCAAUAGGCAGCCUCAAAACCAACGAACACGAAGUGGAAAUCCAUCAGGAACGACAACGACGAGAGAGUACAAAGUGCGAAGAACGACGAGAGAGUACAAAGUGCGAAGAACGACGAGACAGUACAAAGUGCGAGGAACGACGAGAAAGCACAAAAUACGAAGAGGAGGAAAAGGAGUGCAGCAGCAUACUCUCGGCAAUUUCCAACGAAGAAGUGAGCAUCACGUCGGAAAUCCUGGACCAAAAAUCAUUUUGCCCUCGAAAGAAUAGCGACGGGGAAGACUUAAACGGCCACAUCUAUCACAUAGAUUCACCCGAAACGGAUACGUAUCCGAAUUCUGACGCCCUGCAUGGUGAGUCUCUCAUGGACGAUCUCAGUUCCAUGUUAGGUGAAGUUAUGUAUGGUUAUGAUCAAGACAGCAUAGAAAACACGUACACCGACGACACGACGCUCUUCACCAGCGAGAUGGCGGAGAUCAAGCUGGAAAGACGGAUGAGUGCCAAAAGAGAAUCCCUGGAGAAGAAGCGGAGGAGCUCCAGAAGCAAAGUGGACGAAGAUACUCAAUUUGGAUUUGAAAAUCGUGCCUUUAUGUCACAACACGUAUACUUAGAUAACAAAUUAGAAACUGAACCAACAAGAUAUUGCAGUUUAGCUCACUUCGUAGAAGGUAAUGAUAUAGCUAGAAAAUCGUUCAAGAGACCCCGGACCACAACGAAAAUCUCGAAAACCGAAGCUAACGUUAACAGGCAGAGCACCCUUUUGGAAGAAAACGAAAUCACCCCGAUAGGAUCCUGUAGCAACUUAAACAAACUCGAAAAGGAACUUUCCAACGUUUCCACAUCUACUUUGAAAGCCCUGGACCUACUACCUGAUGAACGAAAACAAGAAGAAGAAAGUCCCACUGACACGGAUAUCGACAAACCGAAACCCGAAACGUGCAUAUUCCCGCAGGUUAGCGUCAUCGUCGAACCCCCUUCCCCCGUACUAACCGAAGACAUACGAGUCGAGCGAAUGGUGAAAUUAGGUGUGGAAAUAGAGAUAGAUUCCGGUUCUGACUUCGAUCUCCGCAAUCUGUGUUCAAAGGCCGAAAAACUGUCAACUAGUGAUAUCACGACUAGCAAUAACAGUUCCAGCUCUAACUUGCUGGGCAUCGACAAUGAGCAUUUUCUCACUAGAUCACCUGCUGCGACUCGCAGGAUUUCCUGCUGCAGCAUGCUGAACCCCGCGGAGGCAGCAGCUUUGGCCGCCGCUGCUGCCGCCACCAACUUUUAUACGGAAGCCGCCGAAAAGAAAGAAAAGGAGAAAAAGGACGCCCGUGAAAAGGACAGUCGCAAGUUACCCAUCAUUAACCCACUGGUGACGCUACCGACGUGGCCAAAUGUGAGCACGGGAAGUGGUUUCAUUAGCAAAUGUCUUCUAGCUAAUGCUGACACCCUUUGCGCAGCGGUUAGUCCUCUAAUUGAUCCAGACGAAACGUUGUUAGAAGGCUUCUACGAGCGGUGCGUCAUGAAUAACUAUUUCGGUAUCGGAAUUGACGCCAAGAUCUCCCUGGACUUCCACCAUAAGCGCGAGGAACAUCCCGAGAAAUGUCGGUCGCGUGCCAAGAACUACAUGUGGUACGGGGUACUAGGGAGCAAACAGUGGCUUCAGAAGACAUACAAAAAUCUGGAACAGAGGGUCCAGCUGGAGUGCGACGGCCAAAGGAUACCCUUACCCAGCCUUCAGGGAAUCGUUAUUCUCAAUAUACCAAGCUUUAUGGGAGGAAUAAACUUCUGGGGAGGUACCAAAGAAGACCACAUCUUCAUCCCGCCGUCAUUCGAUGACAAAAUCCUCGAAGUGGUAGCCGUAUUUGGCUCCGUGCAAAUGGCAGCGUCUCGCCUCAUCAACUUACAACAUCACCGAAUAGCGCAAUGCCAAAGCAUCCAAAUAAACAUCCUGGGGGAAGAAGGUGUGCCGAUCCAGGUGGACGGCGAAGCCUGGAUUCAGCCACCCGGAAUCAUCCGAAUCCUGCACAAGAACCGCAUGCAGAUGCUUUGCCGCAACCGAGCCCUGGAGAACUCCCUCAAAUCCUGGGAAGAGAAGCAACGACAGAGCAUCGCUGCUCAAACCAAACCUAGACACUCCAUUUCGCACGACAAAGGCCGGCAAAGCCUCACCCGUCAGAGCAUGCCGAGCCACGAGAAGUCCUUCUUGGGAGUCAAUUUCGAGAAAAUCCGACAGCACUCGUUCAGUGGUGCCGUCCCCGUGCACCACGAAAAGCAACAAACCGUGACUUUUGUGGAAAAACCGCCUGCGCCGGUCGAACCCGACAUUUUGUUCACGGACGAGGAACACUACCUUUUACUCAAUUUCAUCGAAUGUGCUACUACUUUAACGAAAUGGAUCAAAAUAUUAGCAAUCAGCCACUCUUUAGAGGCAGAUCUGUAUACAUUAGCGACCAAAUGCGAUACUUGCCUUGAAAAUAUACAUCCAAAUGGAAAAAUAUUAGAGGGACCUACAUUACGGGUUGAAUUUACAAAAUUGGUUACUGCUGUCAAACAACUGUACGAAGAUAGUUGUUGUUUGUUACAUGAUAGAGGGGAUAAAUUAAAAUUACGAGAGGACCUAGAAAAUAAACUAAGUGCCAGUUUAGCUAAUACGGAACUAGAAUUAAGGAAAUGUGUGAUGUACGACAGGCCAGAGGGAAGUCUGGUUUAUCUGCAGCCAGUGCAAGGGGAUCAGUCUGAACACAAACGUAAAGGCCUAUUCUGGCUGAAAUUCCGAGCUAAGGGAGCAAGCUCGGUCCAGCAGCAAGCUAACAAGAAAUCUGGACGGGAAGUGAACUCCUGGGGUACUCAAGAGGUAGCAACAUGGCUAGAAACACUACAGUUAUCAGAAUAUAUCGACAGCUUUGUUAAGAACGAUAUCAGAGGGCGGGAACUUCUCACACUCGCUAGGAGGGAUCUGAAAGACUUAGGUGUUACUAAAGUAGGACAUGUAAAAAGAAUACUGCAAGCAAUUAAGGAUUUGACUCAAGGUUUAUAAAUUAAGAUAAUUUAUUUAAAAAAAUGCAUUGACCGACGUCUAAUCAAAGUAUUUAUACAAAAUGCGGUUUUAUCUUUGGGGAGUUUGAAAUUUAUCAAUAAGUCUGUAAUAAAUAUUUCUUUUACUGUUGGUCAAUGCGUUAUUCUUUUCGGCGUUAAGAAAAUGGUAUUCCCCGUGUAGAUGUAUUAAUAUUAAUGAUAUUAGUUGAUAUGAAAAUUCGCUGUGAUUUCCAAAUAAUAUAAUUAUUGUAGGUAGUAUAAAAUAUAGUUAAGUGUGAAAAUGAUACUGUACGUUCGUUCAUCAAAUCGAAAUUCAUCUAUUUAAAUAUAAAAGAAAAAAUAAUUAACUUUACCUAAAAUUGUACGCUUAUAAAACUCGUUAAGAAAAAUUGUUAAACUGUCAAAUUGUCUUUUAGAAAAACAAAAUUUUAUUACAUAACUUAUAUUCUAAACUAAAAGCAAUUAUCUUUCCCUAGCAAUAUAUCUCAACUAUAUCUUACUCUUUCUACCUAUAAGUGCGUUGCUUUCACUUCACUUCAUCUUUAUAUCAAACGCUACUUUCGGUUUCCUGCUUUUUGUUCACGUUGACAAUUGGUACUUUGAUUAAUGACCAAUCAAACGGCAAUUUUGGAAUCACAAUAACAUCAUCAUACAGUCAGACACAUACUUAUGUAUCUUUACAUGUGUAGAUUGAAUUAAGUAAGACAAACAUAUAGUCUCCAUAAUUUGUGUUACCUAUAUUUUUAAGCUUUUUUGGAUGUUGAAGUAUUUAUAAAGGUAUAGAAUAGUUUAGUACUUUAGAAUCUAAGCUACUCUGUGUUAACUUGAGAUUUUUCGUUAAAAAUUCUUAGAAAAAAAAAUUAAUAGAAGUAACUAAGAUAAUCAUUACAAUCAUUACUUAAUGCCUUUUGCAUGUUAGCUAUUGUGAUCAUUGUGUCUAUAGCUUUGUAGUAGAAAACUUGUUUCUAAAUCCACACUCUGAUUGUGGAACAACUUGUUGUUAUAGAGUUGUAAUUUUUUUCGCACAAGAUCAUAUCAAAGGCGGGUCGUUCCGUUAUAUUCCAAAGGACCUACCUUUACUCGAAAACCUAAUAGAAUAGUGGCGUGCACUGGCCAAUUGGUGAUCCUCGCGUUGAUUACACAGACAGACGCCCGAACAUGGCGUUCUCCAUAACUGCCAAGAGCAUUUGAAAUUUUCCGUAAACGUCUUUUAGCACAAAAUAUGUUGUAGCCUUAUCAUUCCGGUAUGUACAAAUAAUAAUGGUUAGGUUUAAGAAAUUUCGGCUAUUACUAAUUAACAUUCCUUGAGUUGUUGGAUUCUCUUUCACCCUACUUCGUACAAUCAUGAUUAAAAGGCAGCGCAUAACUAACACUUCAAGUGGACCAAAUUUUCCCUUUUGCAUAUUUCCCAUUGAACCGUUUACGCUGGUGGCGGCUGCGCUGCCAUUUGUUUGCUUUAAGCAGCGCAAUCACCACCACAAAGCCGAUCAAUUUACUUUUAGUCCUGUGAUUACUUGCUUUGUGUUCACCGAUUUCGUAUUAUUUCGACAGACUUCGAGAACCUUAUUGCAACAUGGGCGAAAUUAACUUAGUAACGCUCUCGAGGUCUGUCCUUAUGAUUUUACCUAAGACUGCUAUUGAACUUCUGUGAUAUAAUGUUGCAGUCACUUGUAAUAAAAUGGCCAGCAAUACGACUCUUUCAUUUUUUAUAAUUUUGUAUGAACCUCAAUCUCUCUCUAUCUCUCUCUUACUUAAGUUAGGUUUAUGAAUGUGUGUAUCUUUAAGUUUAGAAACCUGGGGAACUGGUAAAACUGUGCUAAAUUGAUCUGGUAUUGAUUUUUUGAACUUUUUUUAUUGUAAUUGUAUUGAGGAAAGAUAUUAAAUAUAUUUAUCUCACUUGUUGGUUUUAA
Zophobas morio is the source of this 7269-nucleotide messenger RNA. RefSeq names its product diacylglycerol kinase eta. Gene Ontology annotation, molecular function: protein binding; ATP-dependent diacylglycerol kinase activity. The transcript is spliced from 16 exons. NCBI's taxonomy places the organism in Eukaryota, Metazoa, Arthropoda, Insecta, Coleoptera, Tenebrionidae. The record is from RefSeq and is a predicted model, not a curated record. The coding region runs from base 141 to 5360 and encodes 1739 amino acids. Gene Ontology annotation, biological process: lipid phosphorylation; diacylglycerol metabolic process; intracellular signal transduction.